Entelurus aequoreus (snake pipefish) is the source of this 1436-nucleotide messenger RNA. Its product is annotated as glycerol-3-phosphate dehydrogenase [NAD(+)], cytoplasmic-like. Gene Ontology annotation, cellular component: glycerol-3-phosphate dehydrogenase (FAD) complex; cytosol. Gene Ontology annotation, biological process: glycerol-3-phosphate catabolic process; carbohydrate metabolic process. Bases 190 to 1131 code for a protein of 313 amino acids. The transcript has 8 exons. NCBI's taxonomy places the organism in Eukaryota, Metazoa, Chordata, Actinopteri, Syngnathiformes, Syngnathidae. The record is from RefSeq and is a predicted model, not a curated record. Gene Ontology annotation, molecular function: protein homodimerization activity; glycerol-3-phosphate dehydrogenase [NAD(P)+] activity; NAD binding.
ACGUAACACAUGCACGCGGAUUAGCUUCAAGUGUCGUUAGCUAAUAGCAAUUUGGAUAGCUGUAGCAUUAGCUGUCACGGUGUGUUUAUUCUAUCAAAACAACAACACGACGAGACCGGGGGCUCGGCCAUCGCCAAGAUCGUGGGGGCCAACACCGCCAAAAAUGACACGUUUGAAACGGUGGUCAACAUGUGGGUCUUCGAGGAGAUGGUGGACGGCCGCAAGCUGACGGAAAUCAUCAACACGGAUCACGAGAACGUCAAAUAUCUGCGCGGUCACAAGCUGCCCCCCAACGUGGUGGCCGUCCCGGACUUGGCGCAGUCUGUGGCGGGAGCCGACAUCCUGAUGUUUGUGGUGCCUCACCAGUUCAUCGUCAGGGUGUGCGACACCAUCAAGGACCACAUCAAGAAGGACGCACACGGCGUGUCGCUCAUCAAGGGUGUGGACGCCGGUCCAGAGGGUCUGAAACUGAUCUCUGAGGUCAUCCGAGGGAAGCUGGGCAUCAGCAUGUCAGUGCUGAUGGGAGCCAACAUCGCCAGCGAGGUCGCCGAAGAAAAGUUCUGCGAAACGACCAUCGGCUGCAAAGACAAAGCCCACGGGCCCAUACUGAAGGAGCUGAUGCAGACCACCAACUUCCGCGUGACCGUGGUGCAGGAGUCGGACGUGGUGGAGAUCUGCGGGGCGCUCAAGAACAUCGUGGCGGUGGGCGCGGGCUUCUGUGACGGCCUGGGCUUCGGCGACAACACCAAGGCGGCGGUGAUCCGCCUGGGCCUGAUGGAGAUGAUCGCCUUCGCCAAGGUCUUCUGCACCGACUGCGCCGUCUCCGCCAGCACCUUCCUGGAGAGCUGCGGCGUGGCCGACCUCAUCACCACCUGCUACGGCGGACGCAACCGCAAGAUCGGGGAAGAGUUUGCCAAAACGGGAAAAACCAUCGAGCAGCUGGAGAAGGAGCUGCUGAACGGCCAGAAGCUUCAAGGUCCAGCCACUGCAACCGAGGUGCACCAAGUCUUGAAGCAGAAAAACAUGGUCAACAAGUUCCCCCUUUUCACCGCUGUGCACCAGAUCUGCUUCGACGGCCACCCGGUGACGGAGUUCAUCAGCUGUCUGCAGAACCACCCUGAGCACAUAUAGAGCACGCCCGCUGCUCCUGAUGAUGAUUAACAGUAAGGCUCCUGUAUGUGGCGACCAGGUGACUACAUCUCUCAAGCUGAGCGGCGGUCUUAAACUACUGUUAUCACUGUUACGUAACGCCGCCGUGGCCUUUCGCUGAAUAGAAAGGCCGCGCGUCGUUGCAUAAACCGUCAACCGAAGAAUUAUUACGGCGCCUAUGCACACAAAAAGCCCAGUUGCACAAAAUGCAUACUUUUCCCAAGUGCCUUCAUUUGUUCUCUUUGCUUGUUGACGUUAUUUAUACAGGAAUAAACUGUGCAACUUUU